UGGAAGUGAGCUCAUGGUAGUUGAAUCAUAUACAGAAAACAAUAUGUCAAUUACCAUGACCGGGCGACAUCAUGACCGUUACUGGCUGGGCUUAGCUUCGUUGGAUGACUUGAGAACCAACACACUAGAGUCAGCAGCAGGAAUGCUUGUCUCUCAGUAUGCAGGCUUCUGGGCAUCAAAACAACCAAAUCCAAAAUCCGGUGAAUGUGUUGAUGUAGCUGUUACUGAUGAUCAACAACAACAAUCAUGGGAAUUGACAACAUGUGAAUCAUUGUUACCUUUUAUGUGUCGUGCAAAUGCUUGUCCUGCAGGAUCAUUCCAUUGUUCAAAUGGUAAAUGUAUAAAUUCUGCAUUCAAGUGUGAUAAACAAGAUGACUGUGGUGAUUAUUCAGAUGAAAUUGAUUGUUCAAAUAAUUGUCAAUAUUACAUGGCAAGUAGUGGUGAUGUUGUUGAAAGUCCAAAUUAUCCACACAAAUAUACACCAUUAAGUAAUUGUAAAUGGACACUUGAAGGUCCACAAGGUCAUAAUAUUCUUCUUCAAUUUCAAGAAUUUGAAACUGAAAAAAGUUUUGAUAUUGUACAAAUUCUUGUUGGUGGUAGAACUGAAGAAAAAUCAGUUAAUUUAGCAACAUUAUCUGGUAAACAAGAAUUAAGUAAUAAAUUAUUUGUAUCAGCAUCAAAUUUUAUGAUUAUUAAAUUUAGUACUGAUGGAUCUGUUGAAAGAAAAGGUUUUCGUGCAUCAUGGAAAACUGAGCCACAAAAAUGUGGUGGUGUAUUACGUGCAACAUCACAAGGACAAAUAUUAAAUUCACCUGGUUAUCCACAAAAUUAUCCAGGUGGUUUAGAAUGUCUGUAUAUUAUACAAGCACAACCAGGACGUAUAAUAUCACUUGAAAUUGAAGAUUUAGAUUUAGAAAUGAAUCGUGAUUAUAUACUUGUACGUGAUGGUGAUACACCAAUGAGUAAACCAAUAGCAAGAUUAACUGGUAAAAAACAUGAUAAUCCAAAUGUUAUUAUGUCAACAAGUAAUAAUUUAUAUUUAUAUUUUAAAACAUCAUUGGGUGAUUCAAAAAAAGGUUUUAAUAUACGUUAUAGUCAAGGUUGUCGUGCAACAAUAAUAUCAAUGAAUGGAACAAUACAAUCACCAUCAUUUGGUUUAAAUGAAUAUCCAAAUAAUCAAGAAUGUCUUUAUCGUGUUAAAAAUCCAAAAGGUAGUCCAUUAUCAUUAAAAUUCAUAAAUUUUAAUGUACAUAAUACGGAUUUUGUACAAGUUUAUGAUGGCUCAAAUACAAAUGGUUUACGUUUACAUUCUGGUGAUGGUUUUACAUCAAAUACAAAACCAAAAAUAACAUUAACUGCUGAAAGUGGAGAAAUGCUUGUUAGAUUUGUAUCAGAUGCAUUAAAAAGUUCAGCUGGUUGGCAAGCUGAAUUUUCAUCAGAUUGUCCAGUAUUAACAGCUGGUGAUGGUGCACUUGCAAGUAGUCGUGAUACAGCAUUUGGUACAAUUGUUACAUUUUCAUGUCCACUUGGACAAGAAUUUGCAACUGGUAAAACAAAAAUAUUAACUGAAUGUUUACCUGGUGGUAAUUGGUCAAUAACAUAUAUACCAAAAUGUCAAGAAGUUUAUUGUGGACCAGUACCACAAAUUGAUAAUGGUUUUUCAAUUGGUUCAUCAAAUGUAACAUAUCGUGGUCUUGCAACAUAUCAAUGUUAUGCAGGUUUUGCAUUUCCAACUGGUAGACCAAUUGAAAAAAUAUCAUGUUUAGCUGAUGGUAGAUGGGAAAAAAAACCAUCAUGUUUAGCAUCACAAUGUGCACCGCUACCUGAUGCACCAAAUUCAAAUAUGACAAUAUUAAAUGGUGGUGGUAGAAGUUAUGGUACAAUUGUACGUUUUGAAUGUGAACCUGGUUAUGUUAGAUCUGGACAUCCAGUUAUUUUAUGUAUGAGUAAUGGUACAUGGUCUGAUAAUGUACCAACUUGUACACGUGCAAAAUGUACAAUAUUACCAAUUGUACAAAAUGGCAUUGUUGUUGAUACAAAUAGAGAUUAUUAUUAUGGUGAUGAAGCAAGAGUACAAUGUAAUCGUGGUUAUAAAUUAACUGGAUUAAAUAUUAUAACAUGUGGUGAUAAUCAAUUAUUUCAAAAUGUUCCAAUAUGUGAAGAUAUUAAUGAAUGUGCAUCAAGUCAAUGUGAUUUAGCAUCAACUGAAUGUAUUAAUAGUCCUGGUGCAUUUUCAUGUAAAUGUAAAUCUGGUUUUUCACCAACAAUGGAAUGUCGUCCAAUUGGUGAUUUAGGUUUAAUAAAUGGUGGUAUUUCUGAUGAUUCAAUAACAGUAUCAAGUUCAGAAAAUGGUUAUACUAAAAAUGGCAUUAGAUUAAAUCAUGGUGAUGGAUGGUGUGGUAAUUCAAUUGAACCUGGUACAAAUUGGGUUAUGAUUGAUAUGAAAUCACCAACAAUAAUACGUGGUUUUAGAACACAAGUUGUUGCUAGAAGUGAUGGUAAUAUUGCAUUUACAUCAGCAGUUAGAAUACAAUAUACUGAUAAUUUAACUGAUAUAUUUAGAGAUUAUACAAAUCCAGAUGGUACACCAGUUGAAUUUAGAAUUGUUGAACCAACUUUAUCUGUAUUAAAUUUACCAGUACCAAUUGAAACACGUUAUAUUAAAUUUAGAAUACAAGAUUAUGUUGGUGCACCAUGUGUUAAAUUAGAAAUAAUGGGAUGUACACGUUUAGAAUGUUCUGAUAUUAAUGAAUGUUCAAUAAAUAAUGGUGGUUGUCAACAAAAAUGUAUUAAUAAUCCUGGUAGUUAUUCAUGUAUGUGUAAUAAUGGCUAUGAAUUAUAUAAACAAAAUGGUACAGCUGGUUUUAAUAUUGGUAAAUCUGAAAAUGGUGAAAGAGAUGGUGAUUUAUAUCAAAGAAAUAAAACAUGUGUACCAGUUAUGUGUACAAAUUUAUCAGCACCAGAUAAUGGUAAAAUAUUAUCAACAAAAGAAAAAUAUCAUUAUGGUGAUAUUGUUAAAUUUCAAUGUAAUUUUGGAUAUGUAUUAGCUGGUUCAACAACUGUACAUUGUACAUCAAGUGGUGUAUGGAAUGGUACAACACCAGAAUGUCAAUUUGCAAAAUGUGUAUCAUUACCUGAUGAUAAAAAUGAGGGUUUAUCUGUAUUAAGAAAUGAUGAGACAAGUGUAUUGGUACCAUUUAGUCAAAAUGUAACACUUAAAUGUGGUAGUAAUGGUAAAUCAUUGAGAAAUACAGUAACAUCAGAUUUUCGUCAAUGUGUUUAUGAUCCAAAACCUGGUUUACCAGAUUAUUGGUUAUCUGGUGCACAACCUGGUUGUCCACGUGCUGAUUGUGGUAAACCAUUACCAACACCAGGUGCUGAAUAUGGUCAAUAUGAUGAUACAAAAUAUCAAUCAUCAUUUUUCUUUGGUUGUCAGGAUACAUUUAAACUUGCUGGACAAACAAAUCGUCAUGAUAAUGUUGUACGUUGUCAAGCAAAUGGUGUAUGGGAUUUUGGUGAUUUAAGAUGUGAAGGACCAGUAUGUGAAGAUCCAGGAAGACCAAGUGAUGGUGUACAAAUAUCAAGAAGUUAUGAACAAGGAUCUGAAGUACAAUUUAGUUGUAGUAGACCUGGUUAUAUAUUAAUUAAUCCAAGACCAAUACAAUGUUUACGUGAACCAGAAUGUAAAGUUGUUAAACCACUUGGUAUUGCAUCUGGACGUAUACCAGAUUCAUUAAUAAAUGCAACAUCUGAACGUUCAAAUUAUGAAGCUAAAAAUGUUAGAUUAAAUUCUGUAACUGGUUGGUGUGGUAAACAAGAAUCAUUUUCAUAUAUUAGUGUUAAUCUUGGUAAAGUAUAUAGAGUUAAAGCAAUUCUUGUAAAAGGUGUUGUUACAAAUGACAUUGUUGGUCGUCCAACUGAAAUACGUUUUUUUUAUAAACAAUCUGAAGAAGAAAAUUAUGUUGUUUAUUUUCCAAAUUUUAAUUUAACAAUGAGAGAUCCUGGUAAUUAUGGUGAACUUGCAAUGAUAACAUUACCAAAAUAUGUACAAGCAAAACAUGUUAUAUUGGGUGUUGUUAGUUAUAUGGAAAAUCCAUGUCUUAAAUUUGAAUUAAUGGGUUGUGAAGAGCCAAAAAUUGAACCAUUACUUGGUUAUGAUUAUGGUUUUUCACCAUGUGUUGAUAAUGAACCACCUGUUUUUCAAAAUUGUCCACAACAACCAAUUGUUGUACAAAAAGGAUUAGAUGGUGGUUUAUUACCAGUUAAUUUUACUGAACCAACAGCAAUUGAUAAUAGUGGUAGUAUUGCUAGAUUAGAAGUUAAACCACAUAAUUUUAAAACACCAAUUAGAAUAUUCCAAGAUACUGUUGUCAAGUAUGUUGCAUUUGAUUAUGAUGGUAAUGUUGCAAUAUGUGAAAUAAAUAUAACAGUACCAGAUUUAACACCACCAAAAUUAAGUUGUCCACAAAGUUAUGUUAUUGAACUUACUGAUCAUCAAGAUAAAUAUUCAGUUAAUUUUAAUGAAACAAGAUCAAGAAUAAAUGCAACAGAUUCAUCUGGACCAGUUAAAAUUAUAUAUUUACCUGAAAGAUCAAUAAUACCAAUUGGUGGAUUUGAAAAUGUAACUGUUUAUGCUGUUGAUUCAAGUGGUAAUAGAGCAUCAUGUCAUUUUCAAGUAUCUGUACAAGCAACACCAUGUGUUGAUUGGGAAUUAAAACCACCAGCAAAUGGUAUUACAAAAUGUGUCCCUGGUAAUUUAAAUAUGAAAUCAUGUACUGCAACAUGUAAAUCAGGUUAUCGUUUUACUGAUGGUGCAUUAAAAAAAUCAUUUACAUGUGAUCCAAUAAAUAAAUGGUCACCAGCAUCAGUUGUACCAGAUUGUGUAUCAGAAAAUACACAACAAGCUGAUUAUCAUUUUAUUGUAUCAGUUAUUUAUCGUGCAAAUGGUGCAUUACAUCGUUCAUGUGUACCACAAUAUCAAGAUUUAUUGGCACAAUCAUAUAAUAAAUUAAAUGCUGCAUUAACACAUCGUUGUUCAGCUGUUGAUGUUAAUAUGAAUGUAUCAUUUAUACGUUCAAUACCUUUAUUAAUGGAAGAAAAUUUAUUAAAAAUAGAUUUUGUAUUAACAAUUGUACCAGCAGUUAAACAAACUCAACUUUAUGAUUCUUGUGGUCAAACAUUAAGUAUUGUAUUUGAUUUAUCUGUACCACAUAAUACUGAUUCAAUUGAUUCAUUAUUAAAUGUAUUAUCAAUUGGUAAUCAAUGUCCACCAUUAAAAGCAUUAAAAUCAACAACAUCACGUGAUUUUACAUGUAGUAUUGGUGAAGUAUUAAAUAUGGAUACAAAUGAUGUACCAAGAUGUCUUCAUUGUCCAGCUGGUACAUUUGCUGCUGAAAAACAAAAAACAUGUACACCAUGUGAAAAAGGUUAUUAUCAAAAUAGUGAUCGUCAAGGUUCAUGUUUAAGUUGUCCAUUUGGUACAUAUACUAAAGAAACUGGAUCAAAAAAUAUUGAUGAUUGUAUACCAGUAUGUGGUUAUGGUACAUAUUCACCAACUGGACUUGUACCAUGUCUUGAAUGUCCAAGAAAUAGUUAUUCUGGUCAACCACCAACUGGUGGUUAUAAAGAUUGUCAAACUUGUCCAGCAGGUACAUUUACAUAUCAACCAUCAGCACCAGGAAAAGAUCGUUGUCGUGCUAAAUGUGCACCUGGUACAUAUUCUGAUACUGGUCUUGCACCAUGUGUUGUAUGUCCUAAAAAUUUUUAUCAAGCACAACAUGGUGCAACAACAUGUAUUGAAUGUCCAACAAAUAUGUUUACUGAUAAAUCAAAUUCAGCUGGUAGAGAAGAAUGUAAACUUGUACAAUGUGGUGAUUCAGCAUGUUAUAAUAAUGGUCUUUGUGUACCAAUGGGACAUGAAACACAAUGUUUAUGUCCAGCUGGUUUUUCAGGAAGAAAAUGUGAAAUUGAUAUUGAUGAAUGUGCAUCACAACCAUGUUAUAAUGGUGCAACAUGUACUGAUUUACCACAAGGUUAUCGUUGUAAAUGUCCAACUGGUUAUUCUGGUAUAAAUUGUCAAGAUGAAAAAUCUGAUUGUAAUAAUGAUACAUGUCCAGAAAGAGCUAUGUGUAAAGAUGAACCUGGUUAUAAUAAUUAUACUUGUCUUUGUCGUUCUGGUUAUACUGGUGUUGAUUGUGAUAUAACAAUAAAUCCAUGUACUGCUAGUGGUAAUCCAUGUAAUAAUGGUGCAACAUGUGUACCAUUACAACAAGGAAGAUUUAAAUGUGAUUGUUUGCCUGGUUGGGAAGGACAAAGUUGUGAAAUAAAUACAAAUGAUUGUGCUGAACGUCCAUGUUUACUUGGUGCAAAUUGUACUGAUCUUGUUAAUGAUUUUAAUUGUGAUUGUCCAUCUGGUUUUACUGGUAAACGUUGUCAUGAAAAAAUUGAUCUUUGUUCUGGUAAUCCAUGUUUAAAUGGUAUUUGUAUUGAUAAAUUAUUUAUUCAUCAAUGUAUAUGUCAUCCUGGUUGGACUGGUUCUGCUUGUGAAAUAAAUAUAAAUGAAUGUUCAAAUAAACCAUGUAAAAAUAAUGGUCAAUGUUUUGAUGGUAUUGAUGAAUAUACAUGUAUUUGUGAGCCUGGUUUUACUGGACAACAAUGUCAACAUACAAUUAAUUAUUGUUCAUCUGAACCAUGUCAACAUGGUGGUUCAUGUAUUGAUCAACUUGAAAGUUUUAUAUGUAAAUGUCGUCCUGGUUAUGUUGGUUUACAAUGUGAAGCUGAAAUAAAUGAAUGUUUAAGUGAUCCAUGUAAUCCAGUUGGUACUGAUCAUUGUCAAGAUCUUGAUAAUAAUUAUAUAUGUCAUUGUCGUAAAGGUUAUACUGGUGAUGCAUGUGAAAUAAAUAUUGAUGAUUGUAAAUCAGAACCAUGUCUUAAUGGUGCAACUUGUCUAUAAAUGUGUGAUGGCAUAUACAUUGGAAUGUGUCAAAAUCAUCCAUGUCAAAAUGAUGCUGAUUGUGUUAAUUUAUUCCAAGACUUUUUCUGUGUAUGUCCAUCUGGAACAGAUGGUAAACAAUGUGAAACAGCACCAGAAAGAUGUAUUGGUAAUCCAUGUAUGCAUAAUGGACGUUGUCAAGAUUUUGGUUCUGGUCUUAAUUGUACUUGUCCUGAUGAUUAUACUGGUAUUGGUUGUCAAUAUGAGUAUGAUGCAUGUCAAGAUGGUGCAUGUAAAAAUGGUGCAACAUGUAUGGAUAAUGGAGCUGGUUUUACAUGUGUAUGUCCACCAGGUUAUACUGGUAAAACUUGUGAAGAUGAUAUUAUUGAUUGUAAAGAAAAUUCAUGUCCACCAUCAGCAACAUGUAUUGAUUUAACUGGUAAAUUUUUCUGUCAAUGUCCAUUUAAUUUAACUGGUGAUGAUUGUAGAAAAACAAUACAAGUUGAUUAUGAUUUAUAUUUUACUGAUACAACAAGAAGUAGUGUAUCACAAGUUAUUCCAUUUUUUACUGGUGGACAAAAAAGUUUAACUGUUGCAAUGUGGGUACAAUUUACACAAAAAGAUGAAGCUGGUAUAUUUUUUACACUUUACAGUGUUAGUUCAUCAUAUGUACCAACAAAUCGUAGACCAAUGAUUCAAGCACAUAGUAAUGGUGUACAAGUAUCAUUAUUUAAUGAUUUACAAGAUGUUUAUUUACCAUUUAGAGAAUAUGCAACAAUUAAUGAUGGACAAUGGCAUCAUGUUGCUGUUGUUUGGAAUGGUGAAAAUGGUGGUGAAUUAAUACUCAUAACAGAAGGUUUAAUUGCAAGUAAAACUGAGGGUUAUGGAAGUGGAAGAAAUUUACCACCAUAUGGAUGGACAGUAUUGGGUAAACCAAGAAGUGAAAAUACAAAAGGUUAUACUGAAUCUGGUUUUCAAGGACAUUUAACAAAAGUACAAAUAUGGUCUAGAGCAUUACAUGUUACAAAUGAAAUACAAAAACAAGUUAGAGAUUGUAGAACAGAGCCUGUAUUAUAUCAAGGACUUGUAUUAACAUGGGCUGGUUAUGAUGAAAGUUUUGGUGGUGUUGAAAGAAUUGUACCAUCUCAUUGUGGUCAAAGAAUAUGUCCACCUGGUUAUGGUGGUAGUAAAUGUCAACAACUUGAAGCUGAUAAAAUAUCACCAAAAGUUGAACAUUGUCCUGGUGAUUUAUGGGUUAUUGCUAAAAAUGGUUCAUCAAUUGUAACAUGGGAUGAGCCACGUUUUUCUGAUAAUGUUGGUGUUGUUAAAAUACAAGAAAAAAGUGGUCAUAGAUCUGGUCAAACAUUAUUAUGGGGAACAUAUGAUAUUAGUUUUGUUGCAUAUGAUCAAGCUGGUAAUUCAGCUGGUUGUAAUUUUAAAGUAUAUGUACUUGCUGAUUUUUGUCCUCAAUUAAAUGAUCCAGUUGGUGGUACACAACAAUGUAAAGAUUGGGGAUCUGGUGGACAAUUUAAAGUUUGUGAAAUUAAUUGUAAUCAAGGCUUGAGAUUUUCACAACAAGUACCUAAAUUUUAUACAUGUGGAGCUGAAGGUUUUUGGCGACCAACUAAUGAUCCAACAUUACCAAUUGUUUAUCCAGCUUGUACAUUAUCAAAUUCAGCACAAAGAGUAUUUAGAAUUAAAAUGAAUUUCCCAACUUCUGUACUUUGUAAUGAAGCUGGACAAGGUGUUCUUAAACAAAAAGUUAGAAAUGCUGUUAAUUCAUUAAAUAGAGAUUGGAACUUUUGCUCUUAUUCAUUUGAAGGUACACGUGAAUGCAAAGAUUUGAAAAUUGAUGUACAAUGUGAUCAUAGAGUUCGUACAACAAGAGAAGUCAAUGAAGAUGAUGGUGGUACAUAUAUAAUUUCAGCUGAUGUUCCAGCAGAAUCUGAUCCAAUUCAAAAUUCAAAUUCAAAUGAUCGUGCAAAUGUACAGAAUUUAUUGGAAAAACUAAUUCUCGAAGAAAAUCAAUUUGAUGUUCAUGAUAUUCUUCCAAAUACUGUACCUGAUCCAGCUUCUUUGAUUCUACAAUCUGAUUAUGCUUGUCCAAUUGGACAAGUUGUUAUGGCUCCUGAUUGUGUUCCAUGUGCAAUUGGUAGUUAUUAUGAUGAAUCAUCACGUACAUGUCAACCUUGUCCAGUUGGUACAUAUCAAAGUGAAUCUGGUCAGCUAAAAUGUAGUAGUUGUCCAGUAAUUGCUGGACGUUCAAGUGUAACAAUUGGUUCAGGAGCAAGAAGUGCUGCUGAUUGUAAAGAACGUUGUCCAGCUGGUAAAUUUUAUGAUGAUAAUGAUGGUCUUUGUCGUAGUUGUGGUCAUGGUUUUUAUCAACCAAAUGAAGGAAGUUUUUCAUGUUUACUUUGUGGUCUUGGUAAAACAACAAGAACAGCUGAAGCAGUAUCACAUGAAGAAUGUCGUGAUGAGUGUGGAUCCGGUCAACAAUUAGCUGCUGAAGGUAAAUGUGAACCAUGUCCAAAAGGUACAUAUCGUAGUCAAGGUGUACAAGCAGCAUGUCAAGCAUGUCCAUUAGGUAGAACAACACCAAAUAUUGGUUCAUCAGCUGUUGAAGAAUGUUCAUUACCAGUAUGUGAACCAGGUACAUAUUUAAAUGGUACACUUAAUCAAUGUUUACAAUGUAAAAAAGGUACAUAUCAAUCAGAAACACAACAAACAUUUUGUAUACCAUGUCCACCAAAUACAAGUACACAAAAUUUAGCAGCUAAAAAUAAAGAUGAAUGUACAAAUCCAUGUGAAAUGAAUGGUAAAGAUAUGCAUUGUGAUUCAAAUGCAUAUUGUUUAUUAAUACCAGAAACAAGUGAUUUUAAAUGUGAAUGUAAACCUGGUUAUAAUGGUACUGGUACAAAUUGUACUGAUGUAUGUACUGAUUAUUGUGACAAUGAAGGUACAUGUAUUAAAGAUUUACGUGGACAACCAUCAUGUAGAUGUAGUGGUAGUUUUACUGGCAAACAUUGUGAAGAAAAAUCUGAAUUUUUCUAUGUUAUGGGUGGUAUUGCUGGUGGUGUUAUAAUAAUUAUAUUUAUUGUAUUAUUAGUAUGGAUGAUAUGUGUUAGAUCAACAAGAAAACGUGAACCUAAAAAAAUGAUUACACCAGCUACUGAUCAAAAUGGAUCACAAGUUAAUUUUUAUUAUGGUGCACCAACACCAUAUGCUGAAUCAAUUGCACCAUCACAUCACAGUACAUAUGCACAUUAUUAUGAUGAUGAAGAGGAUGGUUGGGAGAUGCCUAAUUUUUACAAUGAGACUUAUAUGAAAGAGAGUCUACAUAAUGGAGGUAAAAUGAAUAGUUUAGCACGUUCAAAUGCUAGUAUAUAUGGCACCAAGGAUGAUCUUUAUGAUAGACUGAAACGUCAUGCAUAUUCUGGCAAAAAAGAUAAAAGUGACAGUGACAGCGAGGGUCAAUGACAAAUCAAUAAUAUGUCAACGUUUCUUUAAAAUCACUAAAGAAACAAUGAGUCAUCAUAAUUAAUAAUCAUAAAUCGGCAUGGUGUUGUUGGGGCUCAUUGAAAUAAAAAAACAUAAUUUUCAUGAUAAAUUUUUUUUUUUUUUUUUAUAAAUAUAUAUAUACUUGUAUGAAUUUGUUGAAAUCGAGUGAGCCCACGACGACUCAAGUCCUGGAGAAAUGAUCGAAAAUAUCGAUCAUUUCUUCGGCACAUUUGUCGAAAUUUUUAAAUUACCAAUUUUUUUUUUUUUAAAAUAAAUUUAAUUAUUUUUAUUUAAUUUUAAUAUGAGCGAAUGAAUGAUGAUCGAAUUUAUUUUUUAGUAUGAUUGUUUUUCUAUUUUAAUUGAUAUUAUUUAAAUAACAAAAAUUAAAUUACUUGAAAUUUUAUACAAUUCAUUUAUAAUAUUUAAAUGCAAUUUUAAUUAAUUUUCAUGAAUUUUAUAUAUGAGAUACACGACUAGGUGCGAUAGUGACAAG
Aphidius gifuensis is the source of this 10922-nucleotide messenger RNA. It is a transcript of the gene uif, whose product is annotated as sushi, von Willebrand factor type A, EGF and pentraxin domain-containing protein 1. Gene Ontology annotation, molecular function: calcium ion binding; Notch binding. The record is from RefSeq and is a predicted model, not a curated record. Lineage: Eukaryota; Metazoa; Arthropoda; Insecta; Hymenoptera; Braconidae. Gene Ontology annotation, biological process: Notch signaling pathway. The transcript has 8 exons.